Messenger RNA from Auanema sp. JU1783, 3006 nucleotides. Lineage: Eukaryota; Metazoa; Nematoda; Chromadorea; Rhabditida; Rhabditidae. The record is from the annotation of a GenBank genome assembly.
AUGGAAGCUGAAGAAUCUGUUCAAGAGCGGUCACCUUUCAUUUCAGAAGCCAACGGUGAGUCAACUGGAAUGGAUGUGACGGCAUUAGAAAGGAAAUACAGUCAGCAACCAAACGAUAGUCAUAAAUUCAUGAACUUAGAAUGGGAUUCUUCUUGCUAUUUCUCGGAUGGCAAGCGUCAGAUUGACUAUGUAUUGGCGUUUGAGAAUGAGGAACUUGACACGCCAUCCACAGAGAGAACAGCAGUUUUUAAUAUCAAUUGCGAGAAUAGUGAAGAUGUCUCUGAUAUGAAUGAUGAAACAGAUGGAGCGCACAGCAUAUGUUCCACCUCAACGGAGUUUUCAAAAAAGCAUAAUCGUCGGAGGUUUUAUGAAGAGAACCUUAAGAAUAUGGGAUUAGAAUUAGAAUACGUUGAUAUUGCUCCACAGUUAGGACGAACAAGCUUUGUACUCGUUCAUGCUCCAUUUCCAGUUUUAGAGAAACAAUCUAAAGUAAUGGGUGUUAGGUUACCUAUAAGAGAAAUUGAUGUUCACUAUGAUGGUGGGGCUCUAGAAGGACUCUUAGACCAAGCACUUGCUUCGCUGAAAAUUUUUGAUUUUGAUGAGUCAACGCAAAAACUUCUAUCUGACCGUGAUUACUAUACUGCUCCUUAUUCUAGUGAAAGGAGAAAAGAUUUUCUAAAUUGGGAUAAAGAAGACAUUCUGUUUCCAAACGCUGAACGAUCGAGAAUGGUUUACGAUCUGUUGACUCGAGCUAAUUAUGAUGGACCUCAUGGAAAAUCAAAUGUGAAGCAUUUUGGAAUAGAAAGGUUGCUUGGUAAUUCUACUUAUUCAGCUGCUUACCCGUUACACCAGGAGAUGAGACAUAACCAUGAAAUACCAGCAGGCGGCGAGAGAACGCAGCGAGAAGUUUUAUUAAAACAUUGGGCAUCAUGGAAGAAUAUUUUCAAAUACCAGCCACUAGAUUGCAUCAAGCGUUAUUUUGGAACUAAAGUAGCGUUUUACUUUACAUGGCUCGGAUAUUAUACUCGAUCGCUUUAUCUCGCAGCUUUCGCUGGUGUAGUCUGUGUUGCAUAUGGUUUGUUCAAUAUUACCGAAGAUGUAGUCAGUAAUGAUAUCUGUGGGAAUGAUGGUGUCGGUUCCGAUAUACUUCUGUGCCCACAAUGUGAUAGGUAUUGUGAUUUCCAAAGGUUGAACAACUCUUGUGUAUAUGCGAAAGUUUCCUAUCUUUUUGAUAAUGGCGCUACUGUAAUUUUUGCUGCUUUAAUGAGCAUCUGGGCAACUUUAUUCUUGGAAGGAUGGAAACGAUAUCAUGCUGAAGUUGCAUGGAAAUGGGGAUUACUCGAUGUUGUCGUUGAAGAGGAUACUGUUCGUCCUGAAUUCCAGUUCCGAGUGAAGACUAGAAGGCUCAACCCAGUCACUCAAGAGCAGGAACCUUAUUUAUCAACAAGAAAAAAAGUUCUCAACUUUUUUGGUUCAGGAGCCACAGUCUUAUUCUUUGUUUCACUCGUGUUAGCUGUGGUUUUCGGAAUGGUUCUUUAUCGUGUCAUAUGUAUGCGAAUACUUGCUUUCAUGGAUCAUCCAACUGUUGACUCGUAUGCUUUCAUAAUUGUCUCAACGACAGCGGCCACUAUUAACUUAUGCGUCAUUAUGAUAAUGAAUAUGGUUUAUAACUAUAUAGCCCACAAGUUGACAACGUGGGAAUGUCCUCGGACUCAGAGUGACUUCGAUAACAGCUACACAUUCAAAGUCUUCUUAUUUCAAUUUGUCAAUUACUAUUCGUCACUGUUUUAUAUUGCAUUUUUCAAAGGAUUGCUGUCACAACUGCCGGGUACUCGAGAUAAUGAAGGGAACGUCACCAUAGGGGGCUUCAGACUGGAAGGAUGUGAUGCUGCUGGAUGCUUUGCUGAACUAGUCAUUCAACUUGCCAUAAUAAUGUGUGGUAAACAGUUUUUCUCAGCUUUAGUCGAGUCUGCUUAUCCAAGUGUUAUGAGUCUUCUACGGAAAUGGAAGCUGCGAGUUCCUGUUGUGGUGGAGACGAAAGAGCAGAGAAAGCAAAGAAUCCGCGAAGAAAAGGCGCAAAAGACAUCUAAUAUGAAACGAUGGGAGGCUGAUUACUAUUUGAAUCCAACAUAUGAUCAAUUCCUAUUUGAUGAAUAUCUGGAGAUGGUUAUACAAUUUGGAUUUGUGACACUCUUCGUCGCUGCCUUCCCUUUGGCGCCUUUAUUCGCUGUUAUCAAUAAUAUUUUAGAAAUAAGAGUAGAUGCUAAGAAGUUUUUAUGUGUUACGCAACGACCAACGCCUGCUCAGGCAAAAAAUAUAGGAAUAUGGUUGAAUAUACUCGAUGUUAUUAGUAAAGCCAGUGUCACUAUUAAUGCUCUAGUCAUAUCAUUCACUUCGGAUUUUGUGCCAAAAACGAUGUACUAUCUCUUACGUGGAACGAUGAUUGGUUAUGUUGAUUACUCAUUAUCAUAUUUUAAUUCUGCUGAAUAUGAUUUUUCUCAUUCUCAGUUUGAUGAUGUGAAGCAGUGCAGAUAUCGUGGAUAUCGGAGAACUCCUUGUUCUCUUGUAAGCGGCAAUUUACAUCAUGGAGAGCCAUGUGAUGACCGUUUAGGUUUAUCAUACGAAUGGUGGAAAGUUUUCGCUGCCAGAUUGCUCUUUGUAGUUAUUUUUGAGCACGUUGUAAUGUUCAUCAAAAUAGUAGUGGAGUACCUGAUUCCUGAUGUUCCUACCAGAAUUUUUGUUCAACAGCAACGAGAACGAUAUCUGUUACGACAAGCUAUUCUGGGAGAUAUGUCUGGAUUGAACUCUCAGCGCAAACCAACUCGCAAACAAUCAUUUGCUGACACACCGAGGGUUGCAUUCCAGCCAGGUUCUUUCGAUGACCAUAUGAUUGAUGAUGAUCCAGAGCCCGCUCAAGUAUUAUUCAGAUCACGUGAAAGCAAUUCGGUGGAGUCCUUCACAACAGCUUUACCUCCUAAUGGAAGCUCAUUGAGCUUGCAAACCUGA